CAAUGCAGUAGUAAAGUACUAAAAAAAGCCUUAAAGAGUGUGAAGUAAUUUUCAGAUUUUCCACUGGAUAAUGGAGGGGCUAAAAGAAUUUGGAAGUCAAACCAGAAACUUCAGACUCUACUACGAUGGAAAGCACUUUGUUGGGGAGAAACGUUUUGAGUCCAUCCAUGACCUGGUGACAGAUGGAUUGAUUACUCUUUAUAUUGAAACGAAGGCAGCUGAAUACAUUGCCAAGAUGACAAUAAAUCCAAUUUAUGAACACAUAGGAUAUACAACUUUAAACAGAGAGCCAGCACACAAAAAACAUAUGCCAACCCUGAGAGAUGAACAUGAUGGCAAAGAGUCUACAGGAGAGGAUGAGGUAGCAGAAAAGAGGUUGACAUCACUCGUCAGAAGAGCAACUCUGAAAGAAAAUGAACAUAUCCCAAAAUAUGAGAAGAUUCAUAACUUCAAGGUGCACACGUUCAGGGGCCCGCACUGGUGUGAAUACUGCGCCAACUUUAUGUGGGGCCUCAUUGCUCAGGGAGUAAAAUGUGCAGAUUGUGGUUUAAAUGUGCACAAGCAGUGUUCCAAGAUGGUCCCAAAUGACUGCAAGCCAGACCUGAAGCAUGUCAAAAAAGUGUACAGCUGUGACCUUACUACGCUAGUAAAAGCACACUUCACUAAGAGACCAAUGGUAGUAGAUAUGUGCAUUAGGGAAAUUGAAUCUAGAGGUCUUAAUUCUGAAGGACUGUACAGAGUCUCAGGAUUUAGUGAUCUUAUUGAAGAUGUCAAAAUGGCAUUUGACAGAGAUGGGGAAAAAGCUGAUAUUUCUGUGAAUAUGUAUGAAGAUAUCAAUAUUAUCACUGGUGCACUUAAACUGUACUUCAGGGAUUUGCCAAUUCCACUCAUCACAUAUGAUGCCUACCCAAAGUUUAUAGAGUCUGCAAAAACCGCCGAUCCGGAUGAACAGCUGGAAAUUCUCCAUGAGGCGCUGAAACUGCUGCCGCCUGCACACUGUGAAACAUUACGGUAUCUCAUGGCACAUCUGAAGAGAGUAACGCUCCAUGAAAAGGAAAAUCUCAUGAGUGCAGAGAAUCUGGGCAUAGUUUUUGGACCAACUCUUAUGAGAGCGCCAGAACUGGAUGCGAUGGCUGCGUUGAAUGACAUCCGUUAUCAGAGACUUGUGGUGGAGAUGCUUAUAAAAAAUGAAGACAUUUUAUUUUGAAUAUUUUGGGGGUUUUGUAAUAAAAAAGGAAGCAACAGUGUUCUAUGGAUGAAGGAAUAUUUUAAAGUAAUUUAAUGGCUCUUGUCGCUGAAUUCCAUAUUUGCUAGAGCUUUUGAUGUAUUCAGGAUAAAAAUGAAGGAACUCUUUGUCAUUUCUGUAGUGCCAUUCAGCUGAUGUUGAAAAAGGUUAACACAUACUUUCCAGUACUAGUAAUCCUGGGUGUUUAUCAUGUUAAAAUAAAAAACAAAAAGCCUAAAGCUAUUGCAUGAUUUGCUCCCUGUUCUCCCUGUUCUGGUGAGACUCAUUCCAUGAAGAAAACAACUGAACUGGUGCAGCAUCUUUGUUCUGGAUAGUUUGUGAUUGUAAUUCAGCAUGUUUCUCCGUGUAAACCUGUUGUGAAUUUGCUUUUAUGUUCUAUGUAAUUGGUUUCUGAUACUAAAAAGAAGGCCGACAUGUGAAAUGGAGCCUUUGGCAGUUUAUUGACAUUUAUAUCAUUCUCUGCCACUUUCGGGGCCGAUUUCUUCUUGGGUUUCUUUCGUUUUUUUCAUCAUUAUAGUAAUUUGUUUUUAACAGAAACAAAAUGUGUACUUUAAAUGUUACUUUUAAGUAAUUCUCCAUGAUGUUUAUGGUGGUUGCAGUGAAAUCUGCAAUGCUGAGCAGUGUUCCUUUAUUAUUAUUGCUAUUUCAAUUGUAAUUUUGUAUUUUUAUCUGGCAUGCAUAUAUUAAUUUAUUAAAUUUUGCUUUUAGAACUCUAA
This is a messenger RNA of Athene cunicularia (burrowing owl), 1962 nucleotides long. RefSeq names its product chimerin 1 (gene CHN1). Gene Ontology annotation, biological process: positive regulation of GTPase activity; ephrin receptor signaling pathway. The record is from RefSeq and is a predicted model, not a curated record. Bases 71 to 1207 code for a protein of 378 amino acids. Gene Ontology annotation, molecular function: GTPase activator activity; ephrin receptor binding. NCBI's taxonomy places the organism in Eukaryota, Metazoa, Chordata, Aves, Strigiformes, Strigidae. The transcript is spliced from 9 exons.